AUGUCUUUCAUUUCUUUGCUGUUUCUUUUCUUUAUUUCAUUCUAUCCAUCUAUCUAUCUGUCUAUCUAUCUAUCUAUCAAUAUCUAUCUAUCAAUAUCUUUCUAUCUAUCUAUCUAUCUAUCUAUCUAUCUAUCUAUGUCUGAUUUUUCCUUCUUUCUCUUUUUCCUUCUUUCUCUUUUUCCUUCUCUUGUCUUUUCCGCUUACGUUUCUUUCCUUUUACGUUAUCCAUUUUUUCAAUUCAUCUAUAUAUCUAUCUAUCUAUCUAUCUAUCUAUCUAUUUUUUUCCUGAUUGCUCUUCUUCCUUCUUUCCUUCAUUUCUUCUAUCUAUCUCUCUAUCUAUCUAUUUAUAUAUCUAUCUAUCUAUCUAUCUGUCUGAGCAGAAGCCUUCUUAGGAAUUAUGUAUAUCCGGUUUUUUCUUUCUACUUUUCUUUUGUUUAUUUAUUUAUUCCCCUCUCUCUCUUUCUCUCUCUCGUUCUCUCUCUCCUCUCUUUCUCUCUCUCGUUCUCUCUCUCUCUCUCUCUCUCUCUCUCUCUCUCUCUUUUUCUACUUCGCCAUUCAUUCAUUUCCGUUUUUUUUUUUUUUUUCUUUCGGUUUAACUUUUUCGAAACUUGUUUACCGUUCGUUUAUUCGUCACAUAUUUUACAUUGGGUUUUCUUUUUUUUUCAUUUUCUUUCGGAUUUUCUUUCAUUAAUCAUUCAUUCCUUGAAUUUUCAUACAUUCUUUAUCAGUUUUUAUUUUAUAUUUCUUUUUUAUAUACAUGUUUCCUUUAUCCUAUCAAUUCUUUUUGUUUGGUAUUUUUCUUUUUCUUUCUUUCUUUUUUCUAUUAUUUAUUAUUAUAUUUUGUUUCUUUUCAUUUUUCUUCUUUUGAAAUUAUUCGUUCGUCUGUUUUCUUUCGUCUCUCUCUCUCUCUCUCUCUCUCUCUCUCUCUCUCUCUCUUUCGCCAUGCCAUUAUAUUCGCCUCUAACAUCCAAUGCUUCACAUCAUUUUUCAUUAUUUUUACUUCCUUUAAUUAAAACUAAUCAAACUUUUGUUUUUUGGGGGGCUUUUUGGGGGGUUUUUUGGGUUUUUUUUUUAUUUAAUUCACGCUUUCUUUCGUUAUUUUUUUUUUAUAUAUUAUUUGUUUCUCUUUAUUUACAUCUUUAUUUCUUUCUUUUUCUUUCUUUAUAUUCUUUGUUCUUCAUUUCUUUUUUCUUUUUAUCUUUCUCUAUUUUUUCUUUCUCCUUUUAUAUCUUUGUUUCAUCAUUUCUUUCUUACUUUUUUCUUUCUCUAUUUAUUUUUAUUUCUUCCUUUCUAUCUUUUUUCUUUAUUUCUUUCUUUAUUUAUUUCUAUUUAUCUUUCUUUAUUUAA
This is a messenger RNA of Acanthosepion pharaonis, 1347 nucleotides long. Lineage: Eukaryota; Metazoa; Mollusca; Cephalopoda; Sepiida; Sepiidae. The record is from the annotation of a GenBank genome assembly.